This is a messenger RNA of Melospiza melodia melodia, 3631 nucleotides long. RefSeq names its product coronin 2A (gene CORO2A). The coding region runs from base 240 to 1811 and encodes 523 amino acids. Gene Ontology annotation, molecular function: actin filament binding. The record is from RefSeq and is a predicted model, not a curated record. NCBI's taxonomy places the organism in Eukaryota, Metazoa, Chordata, Aves, Passeriformes, Passerellidae. The transcript is spliced from 13 exons.
GCUGGCGCGGCGCGGCUCCCGAGCGCACGUCCAGACCCCCGCGGCCAGCGGCAAGAGGAUGGAGGAGGUUCCUGAACUCUGGAUGCAGGGGAGGUUGAAAGCUUGAGCCUCUCUAUAAGGAGGACGUCAGAACAACAAGAAAAAGUGGAGCACAUGAGAGAAAUAAUGAGAUGAAAAAGGCAGCAUGAGCAUGGCGAAACCAAUCAUGUCAACACUCUGAUUUCAUCUUUCAGAGGGUGAUGUCGUGGCACCCGCAGUACCGCAGCUCCAAGUUCCGCCAUGUGUAUGGCAAAGCUGCCAGCAAGGACAAGUGCUACGACUGCGUGCCCAUCACCCACAACAUCAACGACAACCACUUCUGCGCCGUGAACCCCAGCUUCAUCGCCGUGGUGACCGAGUGCGUGGGCGGCGGCGCCUUCCUCGUCAUUCCCAUCAAGCAGACAGGCAAGCUUGACCCACAUUAUCCCAAAGUAUGUGGGCACAAAGGGAAUGUUCUGGACAUCAAGUGGAACCCAUUCAAUGACUUUGUAAUAGCUUCAUGUUCAGAAGAUGCCACAGUUAAAAUCUGGGACAUCCCCAAUCAGUUGCUAAAAAGAAACAUUACCACUCCGAAGAAAGAACUUCUUGGGCAUGCUCGAAGAGUUGGUCUGAUUGAAUGGCAUCCCACGGCUGAUAACAUCCUCUUCAGCUCUGGCUAUGACUACAAGAUAAUGAUCUGGAACCUUGAUGUCAUGGACACUGUUAUUUCAAACCCAGUGAAGAUUCUUGAUGCUCACAAAGAUGUGGUCCUCUCCAUGUCAUUCAACACAGAUGGCAGUCUCCUUGCCACUGCUUGCAGGGACAGAAAGAUACGUGUGAUAGACCCUCGUGCUGGAGCAGUCCUACAGGAAGGAAGCUACAAGUCUCACAGAGUCAAUAAAGUCUCAUUCCUCGGAAACAUGAAAAUGCUGUUUUCCACUGGAACGUCUCGGUGGAAUAAUAGGCAAAUUGCAUUAUGGGAUCAAAAUGACCUUUCUGUGCCUUUACUGGAGGAGGAUCUGGAUGGCUCCUCGGGACUACUGUUUCCUGUCUAUGACUCUGACACACACAUGCUUUAUGUGGUGGGAAAGGGUGAUGGAAACAUACGGUACUAUGAGAUAAGCCCUGAGAAACCAUACCUGAACUACCUGAUGGAAUAUCAUUCUCACUUACCACAGAAGGGAAUUGGAAUGAUGCCAAAGAGAGGUCUUGAUGUGGCAGCUUGUGAAAUUUUCCGUUUCUACAAACUGAUUCCAACUAAAAGCCUGAUUGAGCCCAUCUCCAUGAUUGUGCCUCGACGGUCGGAAUCAUACCAGGCAGAUAUCUACCCCCCGACUGCAGCAGCCCAACCGGCCCUGACAGCAGAAGAAUGGCUCGCUGGGAUUAACAAAGGGCCUCUCUUGGUAUCCUUGAGACCGGGCUCUGAAACGGUGAAGUCCCAGCCGCAGUUUCCUGAUCAAGAACCCCUCACAGAAGCUACUGACCUGAGCCAGCAACAGGAACCACAAGGGAGGAUACCAGUGGAGGACAGGCAGAAGCCAAGAGAGAUUGAACAUGGCAGAAAAAGGCUGAAAGUGGAAGAGAGUCUGCCAGAAAAUCAACAAACAUGCCUCUCCAAUGGCUUUGACAUAUUUCAGUGUCCACCACCAAAAACUGAAAGUGAGCUUUUACAGAUGUAUUACCGGCAACAGGAAGAAAUCCGUCGACUACGUGAGUUGGUAAUCCAGAGAGAUAUCCAAAUUAAACAGCUGUCGCUGGAGCUCAGAAACCUCUGCCUGGACACAGAUGAUUAAUGGGAUUGCUGGCCUACAGCUCUUUGUACCCCUGGACACAGGGGGAGACUCUAGUUCCUGCAGAUAACUCCUCCUAGGUUUUUUACUGGGGGUAGAAUUGAUAUUUCAGGCAGCAUGGACUUGCCUGGCUUGUGGUGGUCACAUUUCCCUAAUCAUCACCAGACAGUUUUUGAUGGACUUGCUCCGCUUCUUCAGGCUCCCCUUGCUUGCCUGCUCACCAAUGUCAGAAGCUUGUGUAUUAAUGCUAGUGAGAGACUUUGGAAAAUCUUGCUCUUCUGCUCCUGGAGAAGUUACAUGUUAAGCUCUAGGAAUGACCUGUUUUGCGGCUCCUCCACAUGACAGGAGACUGGGAGACUGAAGGCAGCUACCAGCUUCUUUUCUUGCCCUGGGCCCAGCGAUGUGGCUCCUGUGGCUGCCGUCCCCUUGCUCAGGGAGUCCACUCUGCUGAGCUUCAGAGGCACCUCUAGCUCCAAAGUGAUCCUUAUGCACCCCUCUCACCUCACAGCCUGGCCCAGCCCCCAGUGCUUUGGGAAAGCCGUGGCUGCCCUGACCUGGUGCUGGGGAUAGUCCCACUCUGGGGGUGCCAAGGGCCAGCACUCUUGUGAUAGGAAAAGGAGAGUUGGUGUUGGAUGUCUUGCUUUAAAAAGGUCAUGAUGUGAGCUAGUUCUUGCCAGAGGAGCUGAAGGGUCUCUGUGUCAUGUGAGUUAGUGGCCUUCUUUCCCUUCUUCUGCCAAAGACCAGCUGCAGCCAACCAGGGGUCAUCGGAGAUGAGAACAGCAUUUAAAGCUCCACAGUGCUGACAGUGGGGGAAUUUGCUGGGAAGGUUUAAAAGAAUGAGUAGGGAGUUGGACCCCCAGCCCACUGCAGGCGUUUCAGCAAUGGUGCUAGAAGAUUUGUGUCAACAGCAGUAAGAUCACAGGGCCAGUCAUGAACAUCCCUGCAGGGUUGCUGGGAUAUCACUUGUCCUUAAUGCCUGCAGCUGCUGCUUCCUUCACACCCAGGCGCCAGCACCUCGUCCCAUUCCUGCAGCCGCCUACAGCUGCAGGUUCCCUCUUGCCAGCUGCAUUGUCCAGCCCCCUGCAUCCUCCCAGGCUGCUCAGCCUUCCUCAGCCCUGUGGCCACACUCACCCUCCAGCACCAGCUCUCUGGCUCCAUGCUGGACCUUAUGGACAUGUCUUAAACCCAGGCAGAGCAAGCAAACACUGUUUAACCUGUAACUGUGCACCUCUAUUGUGGCACAUAGAAAUCAUGGAAUCAACUAGGGGAUAUGUCUAGGACAAAUCCUUGUCACCAGAUGUGUUUUAUUGGCUGCAUUUUUUUUUUUGCUUAUUUUUUUAAAUACGAAAUAAUUUAAAUUAUUUCCAAAGUAAAGUAAUUUUUCCAGGGGAUUUUUACAUCCUCUUGAGAACUGUUUCUUUGUUAAUCUAUGACUGGCUAGCAUAGAAAAUGGUUGGCCACUAUGGUUUUUAUCCUUGGGUUUUGUUGAUUUAUGGAAAAGAAGGUGCUUUUAUUUAGGCUGUGGUGAGCCUAUUUAAUCAAAACUCCUUUUUUGGACGAUAUGCCUGUAAAAGCGUGGACUGUGAAAUGUAUUUAAAUUUGGAGCUUAACUGCAACCACUAAUCUUUCACUGGAAAAAACCUUGAGGAAAUGGAGUUUUGCAUUCAUGAUCUGUGCCUAAAUAGUAUUGAGUGAUCAUUCUAAGUUUCAGAACUCCUAAAAGCUUUGUAAAAAACUGUUGAACAUGGGGAUAAAAAGCAAAUCUGUGCAAUGAAAAGCAAAUAUAACUGAAUAAUAAAUAUAUUUAGAGUUUUGCAUUUUUA